Messenger RNA from Dipodomys ordii (Ord's kangaroo rat), 1417 nucleotides. RefSeq names its product insulin-like growth factor binding protein 1 (gene Igfbp1). Gene Ontology annotation, biological process: regulation of insulin-like growth factor receptor signaling pathway. The record is from RefSeq and is a predicted model, not a curated record. The transcript is spliced from 4 exons. Gene Ontology annotation, cellular component: extracellular region. Gene Ontology annotation, molecular function: insulin-like growth factor I binding; insulin-like growth factor II binding. Lineage: Eukaryota; Metazoa; Chordata; Mammalia; Rodentia; Heteromyidae. The coding region runs from base 1 to 828 and encodes 275 amino acids.
AUGCCCGCCAUGCUCGCGGUCCCCGUCGCCGGCCCCUGGCGGGCGCUGCUGCUCCUGCUAGCAGUCCAGACCGGCGUGGCCACGGGUGCUAUCCAGCCAUGGCACUGCGCCCCGUGCACCCCGGAGAAGCUUGCGCUCUGCGCACCCGUCCCCGCCUCAUGCCCGGAGAUCUCCCGGGCCGCCGGCUGCGGGUGCUGCCCGAUGUGCGCCCUGACGCUGGGCGCUGCCUGCGGAGUGGCCACGGCGCGCUGUGCUCGGGGACUGAGCUGCCGCGCGCUGCCGGGGGAGUCGCGGCCUUUGCACGCCUUGACCCGCGGCCAGGGAGCGUGCAUGCCUGAGUCUGUCGACACGCCUGCCGGGGCCGCCUCCAAAGCCAGCGCGGACCAAGAGGUCAAGACCACUGUAGCCUCUGAGAAUGAGGCCCCUAAGAGCACAGAGAUGACUGAGGAGCAGUUGCUGGAGAACUUUCAUCUGAUGACCACUUCUGGUGAGGACCAGCCCAUCCUCUGGAACGCCAUUAGCAUCUACAAGAGCAUGAGGGCCCGUGACAUGACCGAUGCCAACAAAUGGAAGCCCUGCCAACGAGAGCUCUACAGAGUGCUGGAGAGAUUAGCCCAACAACAGAAGGCAGGAGAAGAAAUCUACAAAUUUUACUUACCCAAUUGCAACAAGCAUGGAUUUUAUCACAGCAAACAGUGUGAGUCCUCCCUGGAUGGGGAGGCAGGGCUGUGCUGGUGUGUCUACCCUUGGAGCGGGAGGAGGAUCCCUGGAUCGCAGGAACUCAGAGGGGACCCUGAUUGUCAACAGUACUUUCAUUUACAACACUGAAAAGAGAUGCUGUCUGUGUUCACUCGGGCAAAGUAUUUAAGUAUAUAGUGUAUUUAUACUCUGGAACCACACAUUCACAUUUUUGUAUGUAUCUAUGUAUGUAUAUAAAUAUAUAUAUAUAGGAAGUACCUUUUAUACUCCAUAUAUUGCUUGUUAUAUAAAGCUGGCUCAUAUUUAUUCACUAUAAGUUUAUUUUUCUACACAGUAACUUGUACCGGUAUUAAUUUAUAUAUUACAAAACACCUCUCAUUGCUUUAUGUGUACAAAGUUGUAUUCUAGCUUUUCCAAAGUACAGGCUUCUGUUUUUGUCUUUUUCUUUUUAAAGAGCACACGUGGCUCUGUCUAGAAAAUGCAGAAGCAAAUAGGAGGCAAUGAUUUUUCCGAGUGGCUUUUGAAGGAGCAUAGUUAACCUGCACUUAAGAGUGAUUUGCCAUGUCCAUCUCACAUCACUGAUGGGCAUUUGCAGGGCAAGUAAGCAAGUGAAGAUGUCGAUGUGUAAAGGAAGCUAGAGGUGGUGAUGUUGCUAUGGGGGAAAAUGUGCAUUGGACACUGUUCAACUCAUGCACACACACAUACAUGUACAUCUGAU